ACCUUUCCUCGUGUUCUCUAUGAACAGACUCAGGAAUUAUCCAAAGAGCGCCCGAGUCAAGACCCGAAUCGUCACAAGGAGAUUCCGGCACCCAUCCCGCCUCUUACCUCGACACAGCCUAUUCCGUACGAAGAAGAAUCAAGACCAGAUGCCUCACAUCCCAAACAAAUCACCAGACACACGUCGCGCCCUUGUCUCUGUGGAAUGUACGGCCCGGGGGGGUGCAAGUGGCAUUUCUUCUACCCGUUCCAGACGAUCCUCGCCAUCCGCGAAAUUCUUCCGUCCCAGGAGGCCUUUGGACGGUCUCUCAUCAACGGCGUUCUCGGGCCACCCAUCCCUUCGCUCGCGGAACCAAAUCCCAUAUCGCUCACGGACUCGCAGAAGGAGACAUUCCUCAUGACAACUUCGCGUACGAACAAGGAUCCAACGUUUGCUAUCAUCAAGACGCUCGCGUUCGCGUUCUCGUCUCCGUCGCGCGAGGACGACAUAGGACCUUGGGCUCAGAGCCAAGACGGCAGGCUCGUUUGUUCCGGAUGUCGGUGCGGAUAUGAUUCGACUACUUGGGUGGACCAUCGUGAUUCCUGCUCGGGAAUAGAAGACGCGAUUUUGAGGUCUGUGGUCGAUGUAUGGGAGAUCGAGGCGAGGAUGAAGGCGCUGUCAUAAUAUCACAACAUAGUGUGUCAGUAUCGCAAAUAGAU
Guyanagaster necrorhizus is the source of this 698-nucleotide messenger RNA. RefSeq lists its product as uncharacterized. Lineage: Eukaryota; Fungi; Basidiomycota; Agaricomycetes; Agaricales; Physalacriaceae. The transcript is spliced from 2 exons. The record is from RefSeq and is a predicted model, not a curated record. The coding region runs from base 205 to 663 and encodes 152 amino acids.